CCAUAUUCCUUAAACAACAAUUCAAUAAAUUCCUAAUUCCACCAACAUUUUAUUAUAUUAAAACCAUUCCAUCACCACUAACUUCAAUUCCACUAGCAUUUAAAAAAAUUAUUUACAUUCAUUCCAUACAUCUCAAACAAUUUCAUGCCAUCAUUACUCAAAUAACAUUAAUGCUAUAAAAAUGGCUCCAAAACGGCGUGGGCGCCCAAAGGGUAGCCGUAAGGAUCAGGGCACUCCUUCGAUCCCAGCUGCCAGUCCCUCUACUCAAGCUGCUCCGCAGGAGGGAGGGACGAGCAAUCCCCAAGUGUCUGCCUUUGUUCAGGAACUUAUGGCAGAGAUAAGACGCCAAGUAUCUCCUGCCACGAGUGUGCCACCUCCAUCCCCGGUGGUCUCCACUCCUACGGCCCCUGCUCCAAUUUCUCUUGUUCCUAUCUCUUCUGCUCCUGCUGUGCCUAGCUGGAAGGUUUAUUCAGAAUUUCGGAAGCUGGUGACCCAGAGAUUUGAUGGUACUGCAGGUUUUGAGCAAGUGGGAUCGUGGAUCACCGAGGUGGAGCGGGGAUUCCACCUACUGCACGUUUCUGAUGACCUUAAGGUCAAUGUAGGCAGUUUUAUGCUUGCUGGGAAAGCAUUAACUUGGUGGGUGAGUUAUAUGAAGCUACACCAAGGAGAGCCUGAAUUGAGCACCUGGGAUGGUUUUAAGAAGGUGUUCAUGCAAGAGUACAUACCGGAUAGCAGAAGGCGGGAACUGCAAAGGGAAUUUGCAGAUUUGAAGCAAGGGUCAGGUACUGUUGAGCAGUACAAGGAGGAAUUUGACCGCUAUCUGCCUUUUGUGGGUAGCCAAGUUGCCGAUGAGCAAGCCAAGGCUGAUAGAUUUCUGUGGGGCUUGAAUUCCGACAUUUAUUUGGCGGUAAACCAAUUUCAACCCGCCACUUAUCGAGAGGCAGCGGACAGAGCCAUAGACCAGGAGAAGGCUAUGGCUAGGGUCAAGUCCUCAGGACAGCACGGUGUCGGGUCAUACCUAGGGAAGAGAAAAUUCGAUGGGAGCCGUAGGCCCUUUGUCCCUGCACCGCCUAGGCCUGCUAUCAGCAAGGGUUCUAAAUGGUCAGGAGCUAUCAAGACUGGGGGCCAAGCAUCCACGGCCCAACGUGCUCGCCCUACUCCACCUACUUGCCACUUUUGUGGGAAGGUUGGGCACACCCAUGAUCAGUGCCACUUUUUUACUGGAGCUUGCUUCAAGUGUGGCAAGCAAGGACAUCAUAUUGCAAAUUGUUCGCUGCCAGACCCCAGAACUCAAAAUACCCAAUCUACGUCUCAACAAGGGUCUACCAAUCAAGGGGCACCGAAGCAGAAUGUCGGGGUUAGGACAAGAGCCCAACAGGCAAGAGCCCAAGCCCAGCAGGCAAGAGUCCACGUGAUGACCCACCAGGAAGUUGCAGUUAUCGACGUAAUCACGGGUACUUUGCCUGUUAGCUCUGAUUUUGCUCAUGUUUUAUUUGAUUCGGGUGCAUCGCACUCUCCUUUAUCGCUCGAUCUUAUGCUUUGAAAGCCUGUUGAUACCUCUGAUUUUGAAUUGCAUGUAGACACCCCUUUAGGAGGGGUGAUGACUACUAGAGAUGUGUGUAGAACUGUGAAUAUCUAUAUUGAUGGUAGACAGUUGAGUGCUAAUCUGUUUGUUUUAGAUAUCUCCGAUUUUGAUAUCAUUUUGGGGAUGGAUUGGUUGUCAAAACAUUUUGCUUCUAUAGACUGUUAUCGGAAAUGGAUAAAUUUUAAUAUUCUUG
This is a messenger RNA of Rubroshorea leprosula, 1778 nucleotides long. The record is from the annotation of a GenBank genome assembly. NCBI's taxonomy places the organism in Eukaryota, Viridiplantae, Streptophyta, Magnoliopsida, Malvales, Dipterocarpaceae.